Molecule: messenger RNA, 582 nt
Organism: Aspergillus clavatus NRRL 1
Lineage: Eukaryota; Fungi; Ascomycota; Eurotiomycetes; Eurotiales; Aspergillaceae
Gene: cnaB
Product: calcineurin regulatory subunit B
Exons: 5
Coding region: 1-582 (193 amino acids)
Molecular function (GO): calcium ion binding; calcium-dependent protein serine/threonine phosphatase regulator activity
Source: RefSeq, a predicted model, not a curated record
AUGGAACAACCCAGUGAGCCCAACAACGCUGCCAUGUAUGAUGCGCGCAGGCGCAGAGCAUCUGUGGGCACAUCACAGCUGCUCGAUAACAUCGUGUCUGCCUCCAACUUCGAUAGGGAUGAGGUGGAUCGGCUUCGCAAGCGAUUUAUGAAACUAGACAAGGAUAGCUCCGGCACCAUCGAUCGUGACGAGUUCCUCUCCCUCCCCCAAGUAUCGUCCAACCCGCUGGCGACGAGAAUGAUCGCGAUCUUCGACGAAGACGGUGGCGGCGAUGUCGACUUCCAGGAAUUUGUGUCGGGUCUGUCGGCGUUCAGCUCCAAGGGCAACAAGGAGGAAAAGCUGCGGUUCGCGUUCAAGGUGUACGAUAUCGACCGCGACGGCUAUAUUUCUAACGGCGAGCUGUUUAUCGUGCUGAAGAUGAUGGUGGGCAACAACCUGAAGGAUGUGCAGCUGCAGCAGAUCGUGGACAAGACGAUCAUGGAGGCGGACAAGGACCGCGACGGCAAGAUCAGCUUCGAGGAGUUCACUGAGAUGGUGGAGAAUACGGAUGUUAGCCUGAGCAUGACGCUGAACCAAAUCUAA